Ornithorhynchus anatinus (platypus) is the source of this 1072-nucleotide messenger RNA. RefSeq names its product eukaryotic translation initiation factor 6 (gene EIF6). Gene Ontology annotation, cellular component: preribosome, large subunit precursor; cytosol; nucleolus. NCBI's taxonomy places the organism in Eukaryota, Metazoa, Chordata, Mammalia, Monotremata, Ornithorhynchidae. Bases 118 to 855 code for a protein of 245 amino acids. The record is from RefSeq and is a predicted model, not a curated record. Gene Ontology annotation, molecular function: ribosomal large subunit binding. The transcript is spliced from 7 exons. Gene Ontology annotation, biological process: ribosomal subunit export from nucleus; cytosolic ribosome assembly; maturation of LSU-rRNA.
AGAGGCCUCCUGCCUUCCCUCCUCCUCACUGAGCGUUUAGCGGGCGCAGAACCCUGUGCUGAGCGCCGGGGUCAGAGCAACAGGACGGUUGCAAGCGAGUGUGAGUGCCAAGGCCCCAUGGCGGUCCGGGCGUCCUUCGAGAACAACUGCGAGGUGGGCUGCUUCGCCAAGCUCACCAACACCUACUGCCUCGUGGCCAUCGGAGGCUCCGAGAACUUCUACAGCGUUUUCGAGGGGGAGCUGGCCGAGACCAUCCCCGUGGUGCACGCCUCCAUCGCCGGCUGCCGGAUCAUCGGCCGGAUGUGCGUCGGGAACCGGCACGGCCUCCUGGUCCCCAACAACACGACGGAUCAGGAGCUGCAACACAUCCGCAACAGCCUUCCGGACGCGGUGCAGAUCCGCCGCGUGGAGGAGCGGCUGUCCGCCCUGGGCAACGUCACCGCCUGCAACGACUACGUGGCCCUGGUCCACCCUGAUUUGGACCUGGAGACGGAGGAGAUCCUGGCCGACGUGCUCAAGGUGGAGGUGUUUCGGCAGACGGUGGCCGACCAGGUGCUGGUCGGCAGCUACUGCGUGUUCAGCAACCAGGGGGGCCUCGUGCACCCCAGGACGUCCAUCGAAGACCAGGACGAGCUGUCCUCCCUGCUUCAGGUCCCUCUGGUGGCCGGCACGGUGAACCGGGGGAGCGAGGUGGUGGCCGCGGGCCUGGUGGUCAAUGACUGGUGCGCGUUCUGCGGCCUGGACACGACCAGCACGGAGCUGUCGGUGGUGGAGAGCGUUUUCAAGCUGAACGAGGCCCAGCCCAGCGCCAUCGCCACCACCAUCAGGGAUUCCCUCAUCGACAGCCUGACCUGAGCAGGGCCACGGGCCUCCUGCUGCCCCUCUUUUCCGGCCGCUGUACCCGGACUGAGCAGCACCCCCUCCUGCUCCGGGCCUGGCGGUCGGCACCCCUCCCCCACGGACCCCCGUUGUGGUUCGGGUCGGCCGAGGAGGGGAGCGGGGAGCUGGGGCUUUGGGAUCCAGCGGGUCAUCGCGUCUGUCUCUGUCUUGUAAAACGUCCCGGAGAUCCGUA